This is a messenger RNA of Hydra vulgaris (swiftwater hydra), 3177 nucleotides long. RefSeq names its product ER membrane protein complex subunit 1. Lineage: Eukaryota; Metazoa; Cnidaria; Hydrozoa; Anthoathecata; Hydridae. Gene Ontology annotation, molecular function: protein binding. Gene Ontology annotation, cellular component: EMC complex. Gene Ontology annotation, biological process: protein folding in endoplasmic reticulum. The record is from RefSeq and is a predicted model, not a curated record.
ACGCUUUGUUGAAGUACAGCCAUGGCCGCAAUGAGAUCGUUCUGCGAUGCGGUGUCGAUCUUUCGAAUUAUUUUUUUUUACUGCAUAGUCAACAUAUUUUUUAUACAGCUUAGCUUUGGAUUGUAUGAAGACCAGGUUGGUUUGUUUGAUUGGCGUCAUAAAUACAUAGGUAAAGCCAAAUAUGUGUAUUUUGAAACUAAUCAUUCUAGAAAUCAAAGAGCAUACGUCUCAACUGAAUCCAACGUUAUUGCUGCCAUUAAUGCCAAAACUGGGCAUUUGUUGUGGCGAAAAGUAUUUGCAGAUGACGAUGGAGAUGUGGCAAUGCUUUUUUACAAAUCAAAUGUAUUAAUAACAAUUUCAGGGUCAAGUAAAAUUAUUCGUUCAUGGAAUUCUAAAAAUGGUCAUUUAAUAUGGGAGUCAGGCGUUCACAAGUUUAUUCCUUUAGUUGAUUCUCGCUUUAAAAAUCUUCCAAACAUAAUGAAAAAUCAUCAGGCAACCAUCUUAGAAGAUGAAAGUUUGUUAGUUGUGUCAAACCAACAAAUUUGUGUUGUGUCUUUAAAUGAUGGUUCAGAAAUAUGGCACUAUGAUGUUUCUGAAUCGUCACAAUUGUUCGGAGCAUGGAAUUAUAACAAUAAAAUUCAUUUAUUUUCUGUUAAAAUAAUGAGUGAUAAGUCUUAUGUUUCCAUAUCUUAUCUUGAUCCGGAAACAGGAAAUGUAAUUGAAAGCAUAGAUGUAGAAGCUGAUUGGAUACUAAAUGAUCAUAUCAGCUGUGAAAUUGUUUCAAGCUGUCUUAUUUGUAUUUCAUCUAGAACAGAAGUUUUUGUUUUAAAUUUAAAACCUGAAAUAUUAUCUACUUUUUCAAAAAAUAGUUUAGACUUAAAAUAUUUUAUAGAAGAUAGUGAGUUUGAAAAAGUUGAAAAUUUUCAAAUUAUACCUUUAUCAUUAGAAAAGGUAUCAGAUAAAGCAUGUAUAAAGUUAGGUAAAUACUCAGUAUUAUUCAAACUUAAUGUAGACUUACUAGGUGUUCAAGUUGUUAAAUUUCUUAAAACACCUGGGUUUUUUAUGUCUAUUGAUGUUUUAUCAAAAAAAUUAAUUUUUGAAAUAUCAGAGUCUGUUUUAAAAAAUCAGCCAUGUUUAAAAGUUAAUGUAUUUGAAUAUAAUACACUAGAGACAGCUAGUAAUCUAGAAUCUGUUAUUUAUUUGGAUGCAGAAAUAGCACCACCAAUUUAUGGUGCUGUAUAUUUAUAUCAGAAGCAAAAUGAGCUAAGUUAUCGAUUUUUGUUAAUUUGUGAAGAUUAUUCCAUGUUUCUUAUUCAAAAUGUUGGAAAUAAAGAAGGAAAAAUACUCUGGACAAGAAAUGAAGGAUUGUCACAAGUUUCUAAUGUUAAAAUGAUUGAACUUCCUCCUUCAACAUCUGCAUUACAACUUUCUUUGCUUCAUGAUGAAUUUUCUGUAAAUCAAAAUGUUGGUGUGUUUAACAAAUUCAUUAACAGAGUAAAAGCUCAAUUUCUCCACUUACAAGCGUUUGUAUCAAGUCUUAGAAAAAAUCAUCAAUUUUCUAAUAGAAAUGCAGAAAAAAGUGUUUCUUUAAAGCGUGACCAGUUUAGUAUUUAUAAAAUUAUUUUGCUGAUGACAAAAGCAAAGAAAUUGUUUGCUAUCAAUUCUCAAAAUGGUGAAAUAGUUUGGAGCCAUUUUUUACCUCAUGUAAGCUCUAAUGGGAGUUUUGAAAUUAUUGAGCAACGUACUUCUGCCCAUUUCCCACUUCCUUCACAGUGCAUUUUGAUUGCUCCUUUGAAUUUAAAUAAAAAAAAUACAGUCAUUUAUAAGUUCAAUCCAUUAACUGGAGAAGGCUUGAAAGAGCCUGUUUCAAUUGAAAGCUACGAGUAUCUACAAGUUGCAGAACUUCCAUUUGAAGAUGACAAGUCAGCUAAAGUUGUUGGUGUUGUUACUUCAGAGAAGCAGUUAAAAAUUUAUCCGCAAAAUUCAUAUACUAUUAAUAAGCUUAAAUCACAUAUGGACUCAAUAUACAUUUACCUGGCAAAUCAGACAACUAACACAUUUAUAGGUUAUAAAAUAAAAGAAACUCAUAGUAAUUUUGAAUUAAACGAAGUGUGGUCAAUAUUUAUCCCUGAAAAUCAAAAAUUGAUUGUUCAAAAAAAGAAAAGAAAUGAUGAAGUUGUUAAUUCAGUUGGGCGUGUCUUAGGGGAUCAUUCUGUUUUAUAUAAAUACUUAAAUCCAAAUCUUAUUGCAUUUAUGACACAGCAAGGGUCUGGUGUAAAAGGAACCUCAUAUGUUUACUUGGUUGAUGGUGUAACAGGUUUUAUAAUUUAUUCAUCCUUUCACAGAAGUGCUGAUCUUCCAUUGGAUUUGAUUCAUUCAGAAAAUUGGCUUAUUUAUCAAUACUAUAGUACAAAACAUCGGCGAACCGAGAUGUCUGUGGUGGAGCUCUAUGAAGGAUUUGAAGAGAAGAACAACACAGCAUUCUCAUCUCUUGAUCCAGGUUCUUCUCCAAUGAUACUUUCACAAGGCUAUUUCUUGCCUGUGUCUGGUGUAAGAACAUUGGCAGCAACAAUAACGCAACGAGGUAUUACAAACAGAAACAUUCUCAUUGGUUUAGAAAAUGGUUUUAUACACUCACUGCCGAAAAAUUUUUUUGACCCUCGAAGAAAUCUAAAACAAAGUGAAAUGUUGAAUGAAGAAGGUGUUCUGCCAUAUUCUCCAGAAUUACCUGUCUCUCCAAAAGGUUUUAUUAAUUAUAAUAUGACUGUUGAAAAAAUUCGUGGCAUUCAUACUGCUUCUGCUGGACUUGAAUCAACAUCUCUAGUUUUAGCAUAUGGUCUAGAUUUAUAUUUUACUCGUGUUAUGCCAUCUCGAAUGUUUGAUGUUUUAAAGGAAGAUUUUGACUAUAUUUUUAUAUCAGGUGUUCUUUCGCUGCUGAUUUUUUCAUCAUUGAUAUGUGGCAAAAUGGCUUUUAUUAAAUCUUUAAGAAUGACAUGGCAAUGAAGAGUUCUAUAAAGAUUUCUGAUAAUAUAAUUUAUAUAGGAAAAUAUACAUAUGCAAAUAUAUUGUAUUUUUUUGGAAGUAAAAAAAUGCAGGAAGUUAUGUUUGAUAUAUCUAUUUAAUUUCUAAUUUAAUGGCUUGUAUAAUAACUUGUGUAUUAUAUACAUUAUAAAACUA